This is a messenger RNA of Amphimedon queenslandica, 1212 nucleotides long. RefSeq lists its product as uncharacterized. The record is from RefSeq and is a predicted model, not a curated record. The transcript is spliced from 4 exons. The coding region runs from base 175 to 1212 and encodes 345 amino acids. Lineage: Eukaryota; Metazoa; Porifera; Demospongiae; Haplosclerida; Niphatidae.
ACAGUUCUCACUGGACUCCACAACAAGGCCAAAAGAAGUAGAGCAACUUGAUUUUCUGGAGCUGCCUGACCUGACAGUGCCUGUUGUAGUAGUCUAAUCUUACUAAAUCCAACUUAGAUCUAUUUCAAGUAGCAGUAUCUACUGAAUCAACUUCAGCUUAUUAUUCAGCAAAACAUGAUGCUACCUGCCCUGGCCAAAAAUGUAUGCUUAUCUUCUGCAAGGCAGCAAAAGCUACCAAUGUUAGCAAGCAUGGUUGGCACUCGUACAGCAUGGUUCAAGGAAUAUCAUAAUGGAGGAGAUAAAAAGAUGCGACUGUCUUCAUUUCCAUUAACUACCAUUUGUCAAGAAGUAAACAACCAAAAGCUGUUAAUUGAGGAACUUGAGAAGCAAGAGAAAGCCUUUUUAUCUUGUGAUAACACUACGUAUUCAUUAUGGUUGAUCAAUCAGCUUUAUAAUGUGAGCAAUGAGAUCUGUUCUUUGAAAAAGGAUUUGAAAAAGCUGGAGAGCAAAAAGAAGGAAAUACUUAACAAGUUUGAGUUCUGUGUGCAAGAUACACAUAAGAUAAAGUUUUGUUUGGUGGAUGUGCUACGGCCAGCAAUUUUAGAAGUGCCUCUACCUCUAAAUUAUAUAUUGACCGAUCGUCGUAUAGAGGCCGACAUUUUACCAGAGCAGCUCCGGCCACUGAAAGCUGACCGUAAAUGCUCAUUGGAUGGGUCCUAUGUAAGAUGGGGAACUCAAAAAUUUAUAUAUGCAUUUUUGAAAACUCUUCGAGCCUCUUCGGCAACGUUAAACCAAUUUUCAUUUGGUAAACAGCUGGUUCCUAAAUUUGUUGAUGAUAUUGACAGAAUUUGUCAAAUGAAGCCAUUGGAUCUACCAAGAUUGUAUAUUAGCACUGGUUUGUUGCCUAAAGAAAUGGUACUUGAUAUUUAUGACUCUUCAUCAGAUUUGGAUGGUUUCGUAAAAAGUUUGAAGUCGAAUAUUGAAAUUAAGCCAGUUAAAGCUAAUUGUAAAGAUAUGUUAAUAAAGUGGCUGAAAUCUUCUGGAAUUUUCAACAAGUACAAAGUAAUGGGCAACAAUAGAGCACUGGAUGGCAUAGGCGUGUCAUUGUAUCACAAAUCAAGACCUGACUUCUGUUUAAUACCAAAAGAGAUAGGUGGAACACCUUCAGGUAUAGCCUAUGUUCAUGUGGCAUUGGUUAAGUAUUAUUAUUAA